Messenger RNA from Wyeomyia smithii (pitcher-plant mosquito), 1095 nucleotides. RefSeq lists its product as uncharacterized. Lineage: Eukaryota; Metazoa; Arthropoda; Insecta; Diptera; Culicidae. The record is from RefSeq and is a predicted model, not a curated record. The coding region runs from base 1 to 1095 and encodes 364 amino acids. The transcript has a single exon. Gene Ontology annotation, molecular function: nucleic acid binding. Gene Ontology annotation, biological process: DNA integration.
AUGAAGAUGGGAGCUGAUCUCUCGACGCAGGAGUUGCAGAAAGGAGAACGAAGCAUUUGGCGUAUUGUACAGUCAGAAGUAUAUCCAGACGAUGUAGCCAUAUUAACGCAAAACUCACAGUCGAAUGCAACUAAACUAAAAAGGUUGAAAAACUCUAGUGCACUUAGUAAGUUGACACCCGUAAUUGAUGAAUUUGGGGUGCUCCGGGUUGACACACGUAUCAAAGCUUGCGAAUAUGCUACAUUCGAUAGCAUUUACCCAAUAAUACUUCCAAGGGACCAUCGUAUCACGUACCUCGUAUUGGGUUGGUACCACCGUCAGUUCAAGCACGCCAAUGACGAAACAGUUAUCAAUGAAGUUCGCCAAAAAUUUCAUAUUCCGCAGUUGAGAGUUGAAGUACGUCAAACAAGAAAACGCUGUAUGUGGUGUCGGGUUAAGAAACCAGUGCGCAUACAGCCGAGGAUGGGUCAACUUCCUAAAGCGAGGUUGACACCGUUUCAACGAGCCUUUACUUAUGUUGGGAUAGACUAUUUCGGACCAUACCAUGUCAAGGUCGGCAGGGCUACGGCAAAAAGAUGGGUCGCUCUUUUUACGUGCCUGACAACGAGAGCGAUACAUUUGGAGCUUGUAGGCAGUUUGACAACAGAUUGCUGUAAAAAAGCGAUACGCAGAUUUAUAGCCUGCAGGGGACCACCUGCGGAAAUCUACUCGGAUCGUGGGACGAACUUCGUAGGAGUAAGUAAGGAGUUGGAGGCGGAAAUUGCGAGUAUGAAUAAAGGAAUCAGUAACACCUUUACGGAUACGAUAACUAAGUGGAAGUUUAAUCCACCUGCUUCGCCACACAUGGGGAGUUGUUGGGAGAGGAUGGUUCGGUCCGUCAAAACUGCCUUAGGUGCUCUCCCUGAUGAACGGAAGCUGGAUGACGAAUCAUUGGAAACACUUCUGAAAGAGACACAACACAUGAUUAAUUCUCGUCCCCUCACCAUCGUGCCAUUAGAAACUGCCGAACAGGAAGCUCUUACACCGAACCACUUCUUGCUAUUGAACUCCAGUGGUGCGAAGCAACCGGAAAAGGAACCAACUGAUGCGAAUUAA